GAGGCCAGACACAGACCAGACCAGUCCAAACUCCAACGCCAUUGCCUUCCUCAGUUCCUCCUCUCCCUCUCUCUCUCUCUCUCUCUCUCUGUCUGUCUCUCUGUUCUUCUCCUGAACACAGACUUUGGCUGCUUCGUUGAUUCGGUUUCUUGUUUUUUGGAAGUGGAAGAAUGCGUUGAAGAAGAAGAAGUCGUCGUAGACUCUAUUGAUAUCAAUUUCACAUUGAGGGAGGUGUAUCUCACAAUUAAUAAGCAAUUGUGUUUCUAUCCCUAAGGCGUAAUUAUUUUAGCAUUGAAGAGCUUCUCCAAUGCUAAACUUGACAAGAACUAGAGCUCAGCCAAGGCCUAAUAGAUCUAUACCUUUGGGAGGUAUGGAGUACUUGGAUCCAAAGAAGAAGAGCAAUUUUGUUGGAAAAAUUCUUAUGGCUGCUCUCUUGACAGCAUUGUGCAUCCUUAUGCUCAAGCAAUCCCCAACUUUCAACCCUCCAAGCCCGUUUUCUCAUCAUGAACCAGGUGUUACUCAUGUCUUAGUUACCGGAGGUGCGGGGUAUAUUGGUUCACAUGCUGCAUUAAGACUUCUAAAGGACUCAUAUCGUGUGACUAUAGUGGACAACCUCUCACGGGGAAACCUAGGUGCUAUAAAAAUCUUACAAGCACUAUUUCCAGAGCCUGGAAGGCUUCAAUUUAUAUAUGCCGACCUUGGAGAUGCAAAAGCGGUACAUGAGAUAUUUUCUCAGAAUGCAUUUGAUGCUGUGAUGCAUUUUGCAGCUGUAGCAUAUGUUGGUGAGAGUACCCUUGAUCCACUAAAGUAUUACCAUAACAUCACAUCAAAUACCCUUGUUGUGUUAGAGGCUAUGGCAGCACACAGAGUCCCUACUUUGAUUUAUUCAAGUACAUGUGCUACAUAUGGAGAGCCUGAAAUGAUGCCCAUUACAGAAGAAACACCACAGCUCCCAAUCAACCCAUAUGGGAAAGCUAAGAAAAUGGCUGAGGAUAUUAUUCUUGAUUUUCAUAAAAAUUCAAAGAUGGCUGUCAUGAUUUUGAGAUACUUCAAUGUAAUUGGCUCAGAUCCAGAGGGAAGGUUAGGAGAAGCUCCACGUCCUGAGCUUCGUGAACAUGGGAGGAUAUCAGGUGCUUGCUUUGAUGCAGCUCGAGGAAUCAUUCCUGGGCUUAAGGUUAAAGGAACGGACUAUAAGACACCAGAUGGGACAUGCAUUAGGGAUUAUAUUGACGUUACUGAUCUUGUAGACGCGCAUGUCAAAGCACUAGAGAAGGCAACUCCUGGGAAUGUUGGAAUCUACAAUGUGGGCACUGGGAGAGGUAGAUCCGUGAAGGAGUUUGUGGAUGCCUGUAAGAAAGCAACGGGGGUACCAAUUAAGGUCGACUACCUUCCUCGCCGACCAGGUGAUUACGCAGAAGUAUACAGUGAUCCAACCAAGAUCAGGCUUGAACUAAACUGGACAGCAAAGCACACUGAUCUUCAAAAGAGUUUGCAGAUCGCGUGGAGGUGGCAGAAGUCGCAUCACAAUGGCUAUGGAUCACCUCGAGCAAUGGCUUCAUAAUAAUCCAUAGAUUAAUCGCGGAACAUUGACAAGAACACCAUACAUACACACUAUACACAUCAGUUUUUGCUGAUCUAGUGAUCUAGCAUCGAUAUUUUGCAGUACCCCAUUCAUGGCAAGAGCUUUCUUUAUUCGCUAUAGUCUUAUUAUAUAUACCAUAGAUGUGUGGGGUUAGGGUUGAGUUCAAUAUUUAUUCUUUCACACCUAUAGCCUAUAGGUAGUAAACAUAGUGAGGGUAUUAGUAAAGCAUGUAGGUAGAAGCUCAGGCAGCUUAUUUAUCCAUUCAUUGUUAUACUAGUGAAAUAUACAUGCGUUUUGAUAUAACGCAAGUUGAAGAGUAUACAUUUCUGUAUUAGUAAAUAUGAUGAUGAGAUCUAUAUUGAGAUUCAUAACAUCAUGAGAUAUAUAUAUAUUAAUAUACAGAGUAAUAAGCAUCAUGAAAUGGUUUACAUAAAA
This is a messenger RNA of Ipomoea triloba (trilobed morning glory), 2017 nucleotides long. RefSeq names its product UDP-arabinose 4-epimerase 1-like. Gene Ontology annotation, cellular component: cytosol. Gene Ontology annotation, molecular function: UDP-glucose 4-epimerase activity. The record is from RefSeq and is a predicted model, not a curated record. Gene Ontology annotation, biological process: beta-D-galactose catabolic process via UDP-galactose, Leloir pathway. Lineage: Eukaryota; Viridiplantae; Streptophyta; Magnoliopsida; Solanales; Convolvulaceae. The coding region runs from base 308 to 1561 and encodes 417 amino acids. The transcript has 11 exons.